GACGCUUUCUGGGCGCUGCUGGUGUUGAAAGCAGCGCGGACCUCCACGAUGAUCCAGGCCAUCUUGGUGUUCAACAACCACGGCAAGCCGCGGCUCGUCCGCUUCUACCAGCGCUUCCCCGAAGAGAUCCAACAGCAGAUUGUGCGGGAGACCUUCCACCUUGUUCUCAAGCGAGAUGACAACAUCUGUAACUUCUUGGAGGGCGGGAGCUUAAUGGGCGGCUCUGACUACAAACUCAUCUACCGCCACUACGCGACCCUCUACUUCGUGUUCUGCGUGGACUCCUCCGAAAGCGAACUUGGCAUCUUGGACCUCAUCCAGGUGUUUGUAGAGACCCUGGACAAGUGUUUCGAAAAUGUCUGCGAGUUGGAUCUGAUCUUCCAUAUGGACAAGGUGCACUACAUCCUGCAGGAGCUGGUCAUGGGGGGCAUGGUGCUGGAGACCAACAUGAACGAGAUAGUCGCGCAGAUGGAGGCACAGAACCGCCUGGAGAAAUCGGAGGGUGGUCUCUCAGCUGCGCCUGCGCGUGCUGUGUCGGCCGUGAAGAACAUCAACCUGCCCGACAUCCCUCGAAACCUCAACCUUGGGGACCUCAACAUCAAGGUCCCCAACCUGUCACAGUUUGUCUGAGGACUGAAGAUGGGGCACCGCCCUGGAGUCCCCACCCCACCCCAUCUUCGCCACUCCAGCCCAGCCAGAGCCUCAGAAUAGUUGAGCCUGGGGUCCAGCACCCUGAGUCCCCAAAUUAGGGAGCACUGGGUGCCCUUUCUCUAUGCCUGCAGGGACCAAACUGGUGCGGGGCACAGAAGAGCUUGCAGGCUGCUAAGGGCCGUCCUGCCUCUCUAU
Messenger RNA from Suncus etruscus (white-toothed pygmy shrew), 846 nucleotides. It is a transcript of the gene AP3S2, whose product is annotated as adaptor related protein complex 3 subunit sigma 2. NCBI's taxonomy places the organism in Eukaryota, Metazoa, Chordata, Mammalia, Eulipotyphla, Soricidae. Gene Ontology annotation, cellular component: intracellular membrane-bounded organelle; AP-3 adaptor complex; membrane coat. Gene Ontology annotation, biological process: Golgi to vacuole transport; intracellular protein transport. Bases 49 to 630 code for a protein of 193 amino acids. The record is from RefSeq and is a predicted model, not a curated record. The transcript is spliced from 6 exons.